Kwoniella shivajii is the source of this 1485-nucleotide messenger RNA. RefSeq lists its product as uncharacterized. Gene Ontology annotation, biological process: translational termination. The transcript has 6 exons. Lineage: Eukaryota; Fungi; Basidiomycota; Tremellomycetes; Tremellales; Cryptococcaceae. Gene Ontology annotation, molecular function: translation release factor activity. The record is from RefSeq and is a predicted model, not a curated record. Bases 1 to 1485 code for a protein of 494 amino acids.
AUGCUCUUGAUUCUUCGAUCAGGUGCGACCCCUCGACUAGCUGACCGGAUAGCUACAGCUACGAAAUCAGUCUUUCCUGCUUUUCGCCAAGUCACAAUAUCAUGUCCAUGCGGUUGUUCGAAAUUUCAACCUUCCAUAUCAGCCUCAGCCUCACUCAUUCAAUCACGGUCUUUCAUGACUGGACGCAUGCGCAUACGCAUACGGCAAAAGGUACCUGCUGUGCUACUUGUACUCAAGCAGAGAAGGCGGUAUGCCACUGCGGCUGAAGCUGAAGCUGAAGCUAAUCAGGAAGUUCAAUGGUGUUCUGAGGUAGAAGAGCGACAGGGGAAAUUAAUUGAAAGUGCUAGAGCUAGAGUGGAGGUCUUCAAGAAGACCAUCGAGCAGGAAACCGAAGCGACUGAUGUUCAAGGUCAAAUUGCUCGUGCAAGGAUCCAAAGAGAAUUAGGACCUCUAGCGCAGUUGUGGGACAGAUACAUUGAGCUGAGAAAGUCAAUAGUAGAUUUGAUACCAGAACUCGCCGAUCCCGAUCCAACCUUGAGGGAAAUGUUUAAUUCCGAGCAUACUUCAUUGUGUGAAGAGCUAGAUUCACUCCUCACUGAUGAAUUACCUAAAUUGUUAUUACCUUUACCACCUACAGCAAGUUUACCAUGUAUGAUCUCACUUAAUGCAGGUGUUGGAGGACUCGAAUCUGCUCUGUGUACAGAAGAUAUAUCUAGGAUGUAUAUCAGAUUUGCAGAGAACAAAGGAUGGAAAAUUGAAGAAUUGAGUAGAGUAGAAGGUACAGGUGGGAAAGGUGGUGGUGGAAUAAGAGAACUGACUCUGAAAUUUGAUCAUUCACCUUAUGGUGGCGGCGGUGGUGGCGGGGCGGCAGAAGGCGGAGAGGGGGACGAGAUUUUCGGUUUAAUGCAAUGGGAGAAAGGCGUUCAUAGGAUUCAAAGAAUACCUGUGAAUGAAACUAUGGGUAGAAUACAUACUAGUACCGUCGCUGUUGUUGUACUACCCAUAUACCCAGAUACAGAAGAUGCUCCUUUAGUCGAUCCUAAAGAUGUCAAGAUUGACGUAAUGAGAGCCAGAGGAGCAGGUGGACAGCAUGUCAAUAGAACUGAAUCAGCUGUUCGUCUGACACAUAUACCGACGGGUAUAACUGUAUCUAUGCAAGAUUCGCGAUCACAACAUCAAAAUCGAGCGUGGGCAUGGGAUAUUCUCAGAGCAAGAUUAAGUGAAAAGAAACACAACGAAGAUGUAGAAGCUCGUCGUGCGAGUAGAAGAGAUCAAGUGAAAGGUGCAGAUAGGAGUGAUAAGAUCAGGACGUAUAACUUCAACCAGGAUCGACUUACAGAUCAUCGAUUUGGUUUCACCAUCACUGGUCUACAAAAUGUUCUCGAUGGAAAUGGACUGGAAGAUGUGAUCUUGAUGAUGAAGCGAGAUUUACAAGAGAGACGACUAGAAGCAUUGUUACAAGGAGAAGAGGAUUUAGAUUACUAG